AUGCGCCUGGAGAUACACCGUGUUAGUAGCAGCGCCGCUACUUGUGGGUCCAUGGUGGCUAUGUGGGGUAGUGGAGACGACAUUGUCUCCAGCUGUGACCGUAGAAAGGCCGCUGCCCCGUUCGUCGUGCCUAUGAAGCUCCCAAGCACCCGCAAUCCCUCCGCGUGCAGCGGGACCCCCUCGGGCAGCUUCUGGGGAUCUGUGGCUGCUGCACUCCAUGCGGCGCACUUCUCUGGGCGCGGCGUGCUUCCCUCUGGAAGCCAUUCUCCGGUCCGCCUCCCCUUCCAGUCGCUCCUCCUCGUCCGCACCCUCGUCCGCCCCGCGAUGCCCGUGUCGAUUGGCGACGAGUAUUAUUCGUACUCGCCGCGGCCUUUUGUCGUGGCGUCGGCCGCAAGUGCCCCUCCUGCCUCAUCGUCCCCGGCGCCUGCGGCUGUGGGGAUGUCGCCUCUUCCCGCACCUCGAUCUGCGCCGUCGUCGGUGACUCAGGCUGGCCGUGUCCUCGCGCCUGCUGCCCCGCCCGUUCCCGCCGAGGCGAAGUUGUCUGCCCCUGGCGUGGCGCCUGCUGCUGUUGGAGAAGCCUCCGCGCCGCCGCCGGUUGCGCCUGCCGUGGCGCCUUCUGCAGCUGCUGGUGCGGACCCGACUUACCAGCCACCUCCAGCCACCAGCGUCGGCCUGAGCUCGGCGGAGGUUCAGUCGGCUCGCGUGUCGCCUCCGGAUGCUCCUGCGCCUCUGCCUGCGGCAGUAACCGUGCCGCCUCCGACCAAUCCUGCGGGUACUGCUCCCGCAUCCCUUGCUCCUGUUCCUCCUGCUCAACGUCCUUCGUCCCCGGGCCGUCGUCAGCAUCGGCCCCAUUCCCCUGCGCCGCGUGACGAGCGAGAGACGUCCCGGCGGCGGCACGAUUCACCUCGCCGCCGUGGUUCGCAGGCGAACUGGGCUGCCCCCCGUGGCGGCCGAGGGGGCUGGUGGGGAGGGCGUGGUCGCGGUGGCGGCUGGGUGUAUGAUCAGCCGGUGACGAUGGCUGACUUGCAACGAGUCGUGUCCGACGCAAUGCGCGAGGAGCGGAACGGGCGGGCGAGCCUGAGCAAUUCGCCGCGCCACGCUCCUGUGCCGGUGUCUCAUCCUCCGCCUGCGCCCGCUCCUCCUCUUCACGCGACUGCCGCACCUCCUCUUCAAGCUCCCGCCGCGUCUGCUGCUGCUCGUGGGAACCGUCUCCGGCUGCCGUGGGUUCCUCCUGUGGCGGGCGUGGAGUUUGUGACUGCGGGCGGGGGACCAGUGACGCCGCAGUAUCCGUCCCUGCUGCCUGUAGCUCCUGAUCCUUCGGCAGCUGAUCUUCCGGUACAGUCGCUGGUUGGGCCUUCUCCUUCGGUGGAUGUGCCCGAGGCGUCGCUCGGGCAGCUGUGGCGUCUCUCUGAGGGUCUGCGGGCUGUUCACCUGAUCCAGGUGUAUUGCCACGCGGCUCUUUCUCGUGGCGUGCCUCUGGUAGGCGGCCCUCUGGACGAGUGCUCGGAUGCCGCUGACAGGAUUGCCGAGCUCCUAGCGCCCGUGUUGGCUGCGCCCGCGCGGGGUGGAGUUGCGGGCGUUGGACAGCUUUGGACUGCGCUCCGUGGUUUGCGCCGGGUGAUGCGCGCAGCGACUGCAGUCGACCUGAUCGGCGCAACCACUGUGGUGGUGCGCGAACUUCAUCGCUCGCUGACGGGUCUUCUCGGCGUCCUUGAUGCGGAUCAGAUGUAG
Closterium sp. Naga37s-1 is the source of this 1731-nucleotide messenger RNA. The record is from the annotation of a GenBank genome assembly. NCBI's taxonomy places the organism in Eukaryota, Viridiplantae, Streptophyta, Zygnematophyceae, Desmidiales, Closteriaceae.